GACUCUCGCUGCGCUCAGACGCGCUCCGCGUUCCGCCCGGCUCAGACACCCCGAUGGCCCCCCACCAGCGGGACUGCGCUAACCAGACCCCCAGUCCCGGCUCCAGGCUCCCCUAGCGAAGGCAGGACCUCCAGAGCCUUCCCCUGGAAUACCGCAUUGUUUAUAAUUUCCCCAGCAGCGCGGCGGACGGAGAGCGGGAGGAAGAGGAUGGUGCUGAUGAUGCGCCCGCGAUGCUGGAUUUCCCUUUUGUGCGUCUAUCAAUUGAUGCACGUCGCUCACCAGAGCAGCGCCGAUGUCCGGAACGGAGACGCCUCGUCGAGCUGGAAGGCGCUUCGUGAUGCGGCCAGGUUCGUCGGGAAGGAGGACACGGUGCCUCUCCGGCUGCUCUACAGCAGACACAACCUGAGCCAGAUCACCCAGGACCGCAUCAGCACCAGGGUCAAGCCCCGAUCCGGAUCCGGCUCCACACAGGUGAAUCAUGUGGCCCAAGCCAGCUUUCAAGUUGAGGCUUUUGGGAGAAAAUUCAUACUGGAUGUGGAACUGAAUCACGAUCUCCUGUCGUCGAGCUAUGAGGAGAGGCAUCUGUCAAAAAACGGGAAGACUGUCGUCACCACUGGAGGCGAGCACUGCUACUACCAGGGAAAGGUCAGAGACGCCCCCUACUCUUUCGUGGCUCUGUCAACCUGCCACGGACUUCAGUAA
Salarias fasciatus (jewelled blenny) is the source of this 702-nucleotide messenger RNA. RefSeq names its product disintegrin and metalloproteinase domain-containing protein 22-like. The transcript is spliced from 5 exons. Gene Ontology annotation, cellular component: postsynaptic density membrane. The record is from RefSeq and is a predicted model, not a curated record. Bases 208 to 702 code for a protein of 164 amino acids. NCBI's taxonomy places the organism in Eukaryota, Metazoa, Chordata, Actinopteri, Blenniiformes, Blenniidae.